This is a messenger RNA of Emiliania huxleyi CCMP1516, 1485 nucleotides long. RefSeq lists its product as hypothetical. Bases 35 to 1084 code for a protein of 349 amino acids. The transcript has 6 exons. The record is from RefSeq and is a predicted model, not a curated record. Lineage: Eukaryota; Haptophyta; Isochrysidales; Noelaerhabdaceae.
GCUAAUCUUGCGGUGCCCCCCUGCCUCGUCGCCCAUGACCGUCGCCCUCUUCCUCUCGGCCGCCGUCGCCUUGACCCCGGGCCCUGCGCUUCGCACCACGCCGGCCGUCCGCCCUGCCGUCGCGCCGGCGCUCCUCGCCGCUGCCUCGGAUGAGUCUGACAAGGCGAUCGUGUCCAAGCCGGUCGCCAUCGCGAUCGCGGCCAUCGCCAUCGGCGGCGGCGCCGUGUACGGCCCGGCCAUCGUCAACAACCCGAUCAUGCAGAAGGCGGCCAAGAAGGCCAUCGGCGGCGGCCUCUCUGGCGCCAUCGCCGGCGUGGUUCAGGUCCUGGCGCUGAUGUGGAUGCGCACGACGAUGAACUACCAGUACCGCUACGGCUCGGGCACGCUGACCGCGAUGAAGGCGCUCUACGCCGAGGGCGGCAUCGCCCGCUUCUACCAGGGCGUGCAGUUUGCCAUCUUCCAGACGCCGCUCUCGCGCUUUGGCGACACGGCGGCAAACACGGGCAUGAUGGAGCUGUUUGCGGCGAUGGCGUGGGGGGCCAACGUGCCGAUCGCCGUCAAGACCGGCUGCGCCUCCGCGGCGGGAUCGCUCUGGCGCAUCUUGAUCACCCCUCUCGACACGCUCAAGACGACGUUGCAGGUCGACGGUGCUGCCGCGUACAAGCAGCUCGGCGACAAGGUCAAGCGCGAGGGGCCCGUCGUCCUCUAUCAGAGCGCGCUCGCCAACGCGGUGGCCUCCUUCGUCGGCUCGUAUCCCUGGUUCUUCGCCUUCAACCUGGCGAUGCGCUGGCUGCCCGCCGCGCCGGUCGGCGACCUGCUCUUCAAGCUCGUCCGCUCGGCGGUCGCCGGCGUCAUCGCCUCCUUCGUGUCGGACGUCUUCUCCAACUUCAUCCGCGUGCUCAAGACGACGCGCCAGGUCCGCAGCGGGAGCUACCGAGGCCGCGCGUCAUGUUCACGGUCGUGUGGAAGUACCUCGAGACCUCGAGAUCGCCUGAGGGGCGGGCCUUGUGCCGCCCUCCUUGUUUGCCACCAGGCGUCCAUGUUCACGGUCGUCUGGAAGUACCUCGAGGGGCGCAUGGCCUAAGCGGGCGGGCGCGGCGGUGUGGCGCGCGCACGAAGGCGGAAGGCGGCGGCGGAAGGCGGCGGCCCGCUGGCGGCGGCCCGUUGGCGGCGGGUGGCUGGCGGCCGGCUCUUCACUCCCCUCCCCUCCCUCCUUCGCUGUACGCGACUACACGACGUUGGAGCGUGAGCUUGGAUGGCAUAGUUUGCCUCGCUCGCUUCUUAUUUGACGGAGCUGCCGUGAGGGCCAAAUCGCUUACGCUUUAUUGUCGAGUGUCCAUGUGUGCGCGAGAAGGCUGGUACAUGUGCAAUGUGGCUGGCCACUUGGCUGGCCGCGCUGCAUGCACCCGCUGUGGUGGGUGUGGCCGCUAGAGCCUAGACCGUAGACGAGAGGCUAGCGCGCGCUACUAAAGCGGACACAAACUC